AUGACGUAUGUCAUUAAAAAAAUUUGUUUACAAAACAGCCAGAAAUGGAAGUGUCGAGGUAUCAGAACAUCAAGGCCGUUCUCCUCUGAUUGGAGUGAUGAUGUCACUCUUACUGUCAUCGAGAGACCAAAACCUGAAGUGCGUGUAAAUCCAGAUCAUCAUGUGUUCAGAGGAGAGACAGUCACUCUCACAUGUGACAUACAGACACAAACACACACUGAGUGGAGAUACAGCUGGAUUAAAGAUGGGACCAUCAACAUUCUCAAUCAAUGCACAAAACAUGAGUGUGAAAUAAGCAGUGUUGAAUUCUCCCAUCAAGAUUUGCCCACAGCUAAACUCACUGUACAUCCAGAAACAUCUGUUUUCACUGGAGAGACAGUGAUCAUGAAGUGUGACAUUGAGUCUGAUUACAAGGAGCUACUGAGUCUGAUCAACAUCAGUUCUGCUGUCGAGGAAAGAGAUGGAAGACCAGCAACAUCACAGAACACAAGUGUUAUUCUUUCUGUUAAAGACUCAAAGCUCAAUCCUGAACUCACAUCAGAUACUGCAGGAGCUGCACUGACAGGAAACACGGUGACUCUGAUCUGUCACAUGACUCAGACCGCUGGAUGGGACUUUUACUGGUACAAACACACACAGAACUCUGAGAAAAAGAAGACAGAAACAAACUCCUACAGAGUCCAUAUUGAUUCAGUGUCUGAUGGAGGUCAGUACUGGUGUAGAGCUGGAAGAGGAGAACCAGUUUACUACACAAACUACAGUGAUGCAUUGUGGGUCAAUGUCACAGAGAGACCAAAACCUGAAGUGCGUGUAAAUCCAGAUCAUCAUGUGUUCAGAGGAGAGACAGUCACUCUCACAUGUGACAUACAGACACAAACACACACUGAGUGGAGAUACAGCUGGAUUAAAGAUGAUUCAGUCAAUCCAGUCAGCACUGAGAGAGUGUACAGAAUCACAUCUGACAAAUCUCACAGUGGUAAAUACAGCUGUAGAGGAGAGAAAAUCAGAGACUCACAGAGAUCAGACAUCAGUGAUGCUGUUACACUGACUGUAUCAGCUCAACGUCCCUCAGUGUCUCUGAUCAUCAGUCCCAGCAGAAGUCAACACUUCUCAUCUCACUCUCUCUCUCUGAACUGUGAGGAUCACAAUAACUCCACUGGAUGGACAGUGAGAAGAAACACAGACAGUGAGAGAAUGAAAGAUUGUUCAUCUACAGGAUCUACAUGUGAAAUCAGCUCCCUUAAAACAUCUGACACUGGAGUGUACUGGUGUGAGUCUCAAUCUGGAGAACACAGUCCUCAUAUUAACAUCACAGUACAUGAUGGUGAUGUGAUUCUGGAGAGUUCUGUUCAUCCUGUGAUUGAGGGAGAUACUCUGACUCUACACUGUUUACAUCGAUCUACAAACUCCUCAAUCCUCACAGCUGAUUUCUAUAAAGAUGGAUCACUCCUCCAGAAACAGACGACAGGAGAGAUGAGCAUCCCUACUGUCUCAAAGUCACAUGAGGGUUUCUACUCCUGUAAACACGGAGAGAGAGGACAGUCACCCGAGAGCUGGAUCUCAGUCAGACUGUAUUCUGAUGGACACGCGCCUUUAGAAACGUAA
Molecule: messenger RNA, 1605 nt
Organism: Xyrauchen texanus (razorback sucker)
Lineage: Eukaryota; Metazoa; Chordata; Actinopteri; Cypriniformes; Catostomidae
Product: sialoadhesin-like
Exons: 9
Coding region: 1-1605 (534 amino acids)
Biological process (GO): cell surface receptor signaling pathway
Molecular function (GO): transmembrane signaling receptor activity
Source: RefSeq, a predicted model, not a curated record